UUUGUGUGCACACUGCAAGCUCAUUCAUUGUUGACAAGCGACAGUUAUGGCACUGCGCAGGUCGUACGAUGUUGUCGUGGUGGGUGCAGGCAUCAUGGGCCUGCACACCGCCUACCAGUUGGCAAGGCGAGAUAGGAACCUGAACGUCUUGGUGCUGGAGCAGGGCCGGUCUCUUGGCCAGGGUUCCACGGGGUACUCUACCGCGCUCCUUCGUUGCCUUUACUCCUUGGAUGGUAUGGUUCAUGCCGCGUCAGAUGGCCUCAUCGUGCACCAGAACUGGUCCGAAUACACGGAGAUCAGUGACCCUGCAGGCCGCCUCACUCCAUCACCCAUUCUGUGGAUGACGUCGGAAACACCGGAGACGCUGGAGGCCAAGGUCGCCCGCUUGCGCAAGUUCUCCCACACGCCAUCCGUGCUCUCGCCACAGGACAUUGGCACACGCUUCGGCCUUCGCACAGAUGAUCUGGAGCCACACGAGCGCUUUCUGUGCGAGGAAGGCACGGGCUACUUUGACCCCACGGGUGCGCUGACGGAUCUCAAGGACGCAUGCACACGCCUCGGGGUGCAGGUCGUGCAGAACGCCUCAGUCAACCAGAUCCUCACCAACGAAACCGGCACAGCGGCGCAGGGCGUCUGGUUCAACAAGAGCGACGGCAACAACGCACGAGCCAACUCAUCCCCACCAACACCAUCAUCAGCCUCCUCCUCCUCCUCCUCCUCACAUACAGACGACAGCAACCCCUCCGCGUGGCUGGGCAAGCGGCGCGCCAGCACGGGCGAGACGGUGCACGCUGGUGCCGUCAUCAACGCGGCGGGGCCGUGGAGCAUGCGCCUCAACGUCGCCAGUGGCAUCCCAUUCCCCUGGCGCAUUGAGCCCACGCGCGUGCAGGUUGUCUACAAGAAGUCGCUUGAGCUGACUGAAGAGCAGCUUGCGCGCAUCCCCUGCACCGCUGACGAAAGCAACGGCAUCUACUUCCGCCCGCAACUCAGCUCGCGCCAGCUGCUUGUCGGCACCAUCCUGCCGGAAGAGGAGAGCGAGGUGGUGGUUGACCCGGACGAGUGCGUCGACUAUGUUGAUCAAGAGCGCGAGACACGUUACAUUUCGGGCCUGCUGGACCGCAUCCCCGCCCUCGCCCCACGCGGCGCCGUCACAGGCUUCUCGGCCAUGUACUCUGUGAACCUUGAUGACGGUCACCCUGUUGUUGGGCCACACCCCUCCAUCGCCAACCUCUUCCACGCACAAGGGUUCACUGGCCAUGGAUUCAAGAUAGGGCCUGUCGUCGGCAGCAUGCUUGCGCGCGAUAUCACCAACCUGUCCCUCCCGACCUUUGAUGCCACGGUCGACCCGGCCUUCUUUGCUGUCGACCGCCCGCCACACCGUAUUGCCCGCGUCAGUGUGCUCGCAUAGACUCGCGUCUGGGCCGUGAUGUUUGAUAUGGUGUGGUGUGAUACGACUUGGUGCGGUGCGAUACGACUUGGUGUGGUGCGAUACGACUUGGUGUGGUG
This is a messenger RNA of Salpingoeca rosetta, 1506 nucleotides long. RefSeq lists its product as uncharacterized. The transcript has 3 exons. Bases 47 to 1408 code for a protein of 453 amino acids. NCBI's taxonomy places the organism in Eukaryota, Choanoflagellata, Craspedida, Salpingoecidae. Gene Ontology annotation, cellular component: cytoplasm. The record is from RefSeq and is a predicted model, not a curated record. Gene Ontology annotation, molecular function: oxidoreductase activity.